UUUGUCCUUUUCCCUGUUUUGUUCCCCCUUCCCCCCCCCCCUGCCACACUCCCUCCCUUCUCUCCGCUCCCUUCCUUCUCGCUCCUCGCCGAAUUUCGCGCUGGCACACCGCGCGGACGUGCACCAUGUCCUCAGCGGCUCCGGUUCUCGACGCCGGAUUGCGGUCUCUGCUGGAAAGCGACCUGAAUGCCAUCGCCUCCGAGGCCCGCAGCCGUAACCCUUCCAUUCGCGAGGCGGCGCUCGGCUCGCUGAAAUCCCUCAAGGAGGUCGCUUCGACACCGCUUCCCGCCGAUGCUCUUUCAGGCUCGCUUCUUGACCCCGCACUCAAGGCCAUUCUCAAGAUUCGCGCCUUCCCCAAACUCGGCUCUCUCGGCUUGAAUCUCAUCUUCCGCAGCCUGGCCAAUCGCCUUGUGCAUCAGUCCCAACUAUGCCUGCUUGUUGAGCAUCUCGAGCGCAGUGCCGGCCUCCUGGAGCUGGGUGGUGGUGGUCCGCCGACCGCCCUGCCCACCUCGGCCGAGCUGGCCGACCGCUUGACCGGUCCGCGUGCCGUCCCAUGGGCCCUGCCCAUUUCCUAUUUCCAGGCUCUCUCCUCGGCCGGGGUGAGCUACUCGUCGCUCUUCGGCGACGACUCGCCGGACUUGGCCGCCCAUGUGCCGGACACCGGCAUUUCCCCAGGCAAGUCCCUGUCCAGCCCCUCCUUUGCCGGGAUCUCCGGUGCCACGAUCAGCUCGCUCAUUGGCGUGGCCGGGUCCGCCGUGGGGGGCGGAUCCGCCGUCGGGGGUCUCUCCUCGGUCGGGGGCCCGGCCUCAAGUGGGCCCAGUCCGGCCCUCCUGCCCGGUGCCGUGGCGCCCAUCCUGCCCGGGGCCAUCCUGCCCGGCACCCCGGUCCCAGCCACCGCCAUCAGCAGCAGCAUUUACGCCCAAUUUGCCGGGCCCGGUGGUAGUGGCUCCCCCGGUGGACCUCCAGGCGCUCCUGGGACUCCGGCCGGGGCUCCUGGCGGCCAGGCCCUUUCCCCAUUCCAGGAUGCACAGCUCCGCCUGCUGCAGCUCCUGCCAGUGCUCUUCCCCGAUUGCCUGGCCUUCGCGGCGAACUCCGGCCCGGUCGGUGCGGCCAGCCUCCUGGUCAGCCGUCUGCUGUUGGUGGCCGCACGCUUUGCCUCCCUCCCGGCCGGCUGGCCCUCGAUGCCGGUCUACUCCGACCUCCUGGCCAUUGGGCUGUCCCACCAGGACGCCUUGCAGUUUGUCUCGUCCGGCUACUGCGUCGUGCGCAAUACCGCCCUGGCGGUCCUGCGCCAGCUGGCCACCCAGUGCUUCGACCACUCGACCACCCUGGCCAUGGAUGCUCUGGCUGCCCGGUCCGACUAUUCGGAGCUCGGGUACUCUUCCACCGACGUCCCCCAUACUACGCCAGGCUCCUGCUCGGCCACCGAGUCGCUCUACGCCUUCUCCCUCUUCUCCGAUCUGUGUGCCCUGGCCGCCGGUGAUGGGCCCUCCUUCCUGAUUGCCUGUCCACCGCACUCCCUGGAGGAUGGCUAUGUUGCCGGUCCCGGUGGCGAGUGCCUCGGCAAGGUCCUCUGCCUGGAGCUGCUUGCAUCGAUCCUCACGUCACACGCGUCGCUCUUCACCAAGCAUCCCCACUUCCUGCGGCUCCUCCGCGACCAGCUGUGCCCCCUGCUCAUCGGGGCCACCAGUGCCCUCCUCUCGCACCCUGGCUCGGCCAGUGGCCUCUCUUCACGCCUGUCCUUCGAUGUGCGUGGGGGAGCCGCCCCCUCAGAUGCCGAGCUGGAAGACAUCCUCGGUGAGUAUCCCCGCGCUGCACGUACCUUCCGCCUGGUGGCCCUUCUCGUGCAGAACUUCUCCCUGCAACUGCCCAUGGAAAGUGAGAUCUACCUGUCGAUGAUCUUGCGAAGCCUGACGGCUCUGGAGCGGCCUGCUCGACGCCGACGGACCCCCGCCUCGUCAGCCGGCUCGCCCAGCCUCCAGCCCGACUCCGAUGCCACAUCCGCCAACCCCGACUCGCCGGCCCUCGAUCCGGCCGACAGUGAUGCGGCCGACACCGACGACGAUGACGACCCUGAGGAUGAUGCUCGGGAUGCCAGUGCCCAGGGUGGAACUCGCCCCGGGGCCUGGUGGAUGCGCAUCCUGUCGAUGGAGACUCUGCGGGACAUUUUCGCUUCCGGCUGCACCCCGGGGACGGGGCUCCUUUCGCCGGGUGCCCGCAAUAGCGCCGGCUCCGGUGCCGGCACCGAGCCAGCCUCCGCCGGUCCCUCGCAGGACCCCCUCAUUCGGCGCAUUUAUGCCCAGUUUGACCUCCAUGCCCCGGGGGCCUCGUCGGAUGUGGUCCAGUCGAUUGCCUCCUUUGCCGCGGGUUUCGUCACUCACCAUGGCCGGCCCACGCUCAAUGCCGCCGAGUCGGCCCUCGUCGAGGAGCAGUCCAUCCUUGCCUGUCAGGAGCUCCUGGCCAGCGGCCCGGCAACCACCGAGACCGGCCCCGGGGCUGGUGGUGUCCUCUCCGCCGCCCUGGCGGCCGACGGUGCCGUCCCCGGUGGCGGGUAUGUCCCAACAUCCCAGCUCCCGGCGGCCAUUCUCCUGCUCGAGGACGGCCCGCUGGCCCCCUUCGCCGGGGAGCUGCGCCGGCGCCCGGCCGGUGAGCGCAUUGCCAGCUGGCUGGUUCUGCCCCGGCCUUCGAGCCCAGUGUUGCUGGCUCCCCAGGAAAAGCGCAUCGGCAUUUUCCCCCCGCCCGAGCCCCUGGACGCCGGUGCCACGCGCCUCGUCGGCCUGGCCGUCGAUGCCCUGUGCUCUCUGGCCCAUACCCUCCUCCCGGCGGCCGACCUGACCGCCCUGUCGGAUCGCUUCCAACUGCCUGCGGCGCCCGAUGCCACUUCCACCGGCGCAUCGAGCCCCAGUGGUGGAUGGCUACACUCGCCCGGCGCCAGCCGUGCCCUGCCGCCGGGUCUCGUGGCUGCGGCCCAGCAGGACCCGGCUGCCCUGGGUGCGCUCAUGUGCCGGGCGCUCGGGCCAUCACUGUCCGGGGCUCUGGCCGCGGCGCUUGACCGGUCGCCAGUCUCCUCGGCCCGGCCGCCGCGCCCGGUUGACAUCUUGGGGUCUCCAUCCUCCGGGGCUGGUCCCGGUCGUCGGCCCUUCUACUUUCCCCUCCUCUCGCUUGAGGCCCUUCUCGACGCGCUGCUUGCCGCCUGCUUGUCUUUCACACACGCCGGGCUGGACUCCGAACGUGAUACCCUCCUGGUGGAGGUGUCCAAUCACACGCAAGAUCGCGGCCCGGAUGGCCAGCUCACCGAAAAGGCCAUCCUCUGCUCGCGCUUCCUCUCUUCGGCAGCCAACAUGGCCGGCGCGCGCCUCGGCAUCGCCGCAUGGAAGGCCAUCCUCUUCGGUCUGAGCUGCUCCCUGUCGCCCAGUGUCACCGGUGUUCCACUGGCCGGCAGCACGGCCGGCAGUUCGGCCGGCCCCGCCGGCCUGUCGGCUCCUGGCUCGACUGCCAGUGCCCCAGCCAUGGGAGGCCGGAGCACCGCUGGCGCGACCUCCUCGACCGGGCCCGGGCCCGGGGCUGGCCCCGCGCAAAGCCCCUCCGGCGGUCUAUUCGGUGUGGCCAACCUCCUGAGUGUCCUGCCCCUUGGGCGUCUCGGUGGCAGUAGCAGCAGCCAUGCCCCCGCCGCCGGUGGAUCCGCCAGCAGUGCUCCCCUGCCCCAGGGCAACCCGGCCGGGGCCCCAGCCGGAUCCACUGGCCCGAGUGGGCCCCCGGUCGGUGCCGCCCCAGGGUCACCCAGCACCGGCGCUGGUGCUGGUGGCCCCGGGGCCGGCCCACAGGCUCCCGGGACCCUGCUCGCAUCGUUGACCGGCUUGACCGACUCGGUCUUCGAUUCUGCCCGGUCCCUGGACAUCGAUGGUUUGGCGGCCUUCACCAGUGCCGCCACCUCGGUCGUUCUCGGCGAAGCUCGCCGCGCAUCGCAAAAGGAAAUGCCCGCCGACGUGGCUGGGUUCCUGUCCGUUGGGAUUGAGCGCCUGCGCGACCUCGGAUGCGCCACCGUGCCCCGGAUCCUGGGCUCGCGGGCACUUCUGGACACCGGCUCCGGUGGGGAUGCUCUGGCGUCCGGUGGUCGGCGGACCGUCCAUUCCCUCGGGGCCCUUGGCGCUUCGCAUGCAACGGCGGUCUCCUCGCCGCCGGCCGCCCCGGCGCCGCAGCUCUCCCCUGGGACGGCGGCCCCCUCGGGCGCAUGGGAUGCCUUGCACAAUCUGCUGGCCGGCCAGCUCGCCCAUGGCCAGGUGACCGACUCGCCGCUGCCGGCUCCGAGCGAUGCGGCCGUCUCCCUGUCCUUCGGUCUGGCGACUAGCCCGGUCGCGGGCCUGUCCGCGGCCAGCCUGUCCCGCGCCGCGGGCGCCGUCGUCCCGCCCCAUCUCCGCCAGCAGGCCGCCGAAGCCACGUGCGACAUUGUCACCCGCGCGGCCGAGUGCCUCGAUGCCGACACUCUUCUUCGGGAUCCCGAUCUGCAAAUUCGUCUGGUCCGGCCGCUGCUCCUCUGCGCCUCAAGUCCCUUCCCGGGCCCCUCCACCACGUCGCUCCAGGCUCUCUACAAUCUGCUUCAAGCCCAUGGCGAGUCGCUGAAGUACGCCUGGCCGGCCAUCCUGGAUACGCUGGGCGAAAUGUGUGACAUGCUGCCGGUUUUCCCGCCUGCCCUCGAGGACACCCCCCUCGAGGACUCGGCAGGCUCCCACCCCCCGGCCGAGGACUCGCCGCGUCUGGACGCCUCUCACCACCCGGCGGUCAUGGGCGCCUUCCAAUGCCUGCAGCUCAUCUGCACGGACUACCUUCCGCAGCUGGACAUGAUGUCCACCUUCCGUUGUGCUCUUGCCCUGGGUGCCCUUUCCUCUUCGAGCUUCGAUUUGAACUCCUCCCUCACCGCCAUGAGCCUUUUGUGGAAUAUCGCCGACUUUCUGCGUGCCAAGUUCUGCCAGCUGCGCACCCUGCCGGCCGAGGGCACAACCCUCACGGCCGAGCAGCUGGCCGGCGUUUGUCGGGAUCGCCAUGAGAGGCACUUCCUGCUGGCCGGGCGUCCGGAUGUCCCCCUCGGCGUGGAGCUCCUCUGGCGGACACUCAUUUCGCGGCUCGGCUUCCCGGCCCGAUGCGACCCCCGGCCGGAAGUCCGCGCGGCCGCGGUUCAAACCCUUGGCCGGGUCCUCUCCACCCAUGGCGGCCUCCUGACCUCGGACACUUGGGAUCUGUGCUUGGCCGGGCAGCUGCUUCCCCUGCUGGCCUCGGUCGAGCCAUUGCGCUUGGCCACGGCCACCGACCGGGGGACAUCCCUCACCGAGGCCACGGCUCGAUGUGGCGACUUCAUUGGCAACCAGAAACAGUGGGACGGUUCGCGCGUGCUGGCCAUCUCUGGCAUUUCACGCAUCAUCUCACGGAAUAUCGUCUCCCUUCUGAAGAUGCCCCGCUUCACAGCCGAGCUCUGGCCGGCGAUUCUGUGCCAUCUGGGUGGCUUUGCUCUGGCUGCCCCGGUGCCCGGUCUCGAGGCGGCCCUCCUCCGGCAGUUGGCAGCUCUGUCGAGCCAACAGCCCGGUGCCUUUGCCGAGGCGCUGGUCGCCUCGCCCUCGGUGGAUGCCAUUCCCCUGGAUGCCGGCUGGUCACGCACCGUCACCCGCACCGCCCUCACCGCCCUCGAGGAACUCAUCCAAACGGUCUUCCGCCUGAUCAAGGCCCUGGCCGAGGCGCCAGCCGGCGGAUCGCCCCAUGUCAACCCGGCUGUCGGCCAUCCAAGCGCCACCGGGCACUUUGUGUCCUCCGGUGGCCCCGGCUCCCCGGCGCCCCUGUCGACCAAUGCCUCGCUCGAUUCGAUCUUGCUCGAUGCGCAGGCCCGCUUCUCGCUGGAUGAUCCGGCCCUGGCGGCGACCAUCGCCGCCCUCUGGAGCGCGUGGCGUCAAAAUAGCGCCCUCUUCGCCCGGCACCCGGCCCCGGACCAGGACUGCCUGAGCUUGCAUCUGCGCUGCCUGCCGCAGCUCCUGUCCUGCAUCAUGUGGCUCCUGCCCCGGAGCACCGGCACCCAGGGCGACUUGAGCCCCGAAGCGGCCGGCAUUCUGGACCGACUGCUCGGCGAUUGCCUCCGCUUCCAGACGGACCUGCUGCUGCUGCCGAUCGGUGAUGUCCGUUCGGACCUCGAGCGCAUGGCCCCCGUCCAGCAGGCCGCUCUCAACAAUGCCCUCUUCAUGCUGCAAUUGGCCGAUCGCGCCCUGACGCGACACCUGCUGUCGGCCGGGGCCGCGGUUUCCGCUCUCGCCGGCUACCCGGCCGCCGUGACGGCUCUCUCCCCGCCACCGGCCACGCUGCCCGGCCUGCAGCCGGCCCAUGCCCUUGGCCUGUGCCUGGCCCUGCUGGACAGCCUGGCCAUGUGGGCCACUCUCUUUUCCUGCGGCCCCGGCCCCGGCCCCGGUGCCAAGGGAAUGACAUCCUCCGGUGGCCGGCCCACCUUCCAGGCAUUCUCUCAGCAUUGCCUGUUUGCUUCGUUGGCGCUGUUCCUGCGGCUGGACUCGCUGCCGGCCUUGGGUGUGGCACCGGCCGGAGCCACUGACCAGGUUACCCGCACUCCCGGUUGUGUGGCCACCCAUGCCGAUGCCCUGGCCGGCGAUUGCCCCGCCCGGCGGCAUUACCGCCAGCUGUAUGAGUCGCCGGUACUGCCGCGCCUGCUGCUGCGGCUGGCCCUGGCCGGAAAUGGCCAUCGUCCGGCCUCACGCGUCGCGGUUUCCGGCCCGGCCUCCUACCCCAUUUCCAAGGACGCCCCUCUGGCCUUGGCUCCCUGCCCCGCGGCCGAGCACAUCUUCAAAUGCCUGGCCUGGCAGCCGACCCCAAAGACCUCGCACGAAGACCCGGAAGCCACGGCCACCCCCGCGCCCAGCGCAAUGCCCGUGCUGCCUCGACUUCCCUUCGGUGUCUUCACGCUGGCUGCCUUCUUUGAGAUCGCCUGGCGCACCAUGGUCUCCUCGAAGGCCCUUGCCGACCACCUCCCCUCAUCGGUCCUUGCUCGGCUGUGGGAUGGCAUCCUCGCCGGCUUCGAGGUGACACUCCUGUAUCAUGACCCGUCGUAUCAGCCGGCCGAUGCUCCGCGUGAUGCGCUUCCCCUGCUCCGGUGCCUGCGACUUUUCGCCGAGACCGUCCCCGCACUGCUGGGAGCCGACACCGUCCUCCCGGGCGAUCGGGCCUCCUCCUUGAGCUUCCAGCCUGGCGAGUGGCUUGAGCGCGCCCUCAUUCGCACCCAGCUGAUCAUCAUCCAGGCGUCCCUCCUCCCCUGUACCGAUCUCCUGGCCCGGCUCCAUGAGGACUUCCGGCAGAUCACCGCCGAAGCCUCCACCGGCGAGGAUCUUCCCACCGGCCGCCUGGCAUACCCUCCCCUGACAGGGCACUUCCUCGAGCAGGCGGCCCGCCUGCUGGCCAACACCCAUGUCGCCGCCAGCACUCCGCCCACCCGGGCAUUGGCCGACACCGACAUCGCCACCGAGGCCGCACAUCCCGUCACCGGCGAACAGGCCGGCCUGGCGCCGCUCGCCACCACCAACGCCGCCGCCGCCGCCGCCAUCUCCCCCUCCUCUUCGACUGCGGUGCCGGCUGCUGCCCCGCUUCUGGCACACUCCCGACGCCUGGAGCCUCUUGCCGGCCUUGCCCGGGCCUACCUCUUUGGUCUAUGCUCGGUGCUCUUGCCUGAUCAGUACCCGGCCGGCGGCGUGGCCUCCGGCCUCUGGAUGCCGCUGGUGGCCGGGGCUCUCUUGGACCGGGCCAUUUACAUCAAUGCCUGUGACGCGCCCAGUGCCCUGGACCCUACAUCGGCCACCAUCGGCCUGGCCCUGGGUCAUGGUCUGCGGGAGAUGGCCGCCCUCGGGUCGCUGCGCGUAUGCCAAUACUUCUUGCUGCGGUUCUCCUCAUCGCUGGAUCCGCGCUCGAACUCCGGCCGCGCGCAUCCAGCCGCCACGCCGCCCCUCCUUGCGGGAUCCCCACCGGUGCCUCUCCACCAGCCUCCCCCCUCGGACUACCUGCGCUUGUCUGUCCUGCGUGUGCUCGGCUUCCUGGCCUCGCUGCAGCCCCAUCCCGGGGCCUUUGACCGGGUGUGCCGGUCACACUUGUAUGGCACCUCCACGGCCUCGGCCGCGCUUGGCCACUCGGCCGGCUGUCUCGCGGCCCUGGUGGCGGCCCCGCCCCCGGACCGGGCGUCCGGCGCCGCCCUCGCCGGCCGGCCGACUGCCCUGGCCGUCCGGCAUCUUCUCCUCCUCCAGCCCACAUUCAUCGGGCUCUCCCUGCAGUUGACCCUGGCCGGGGCUGGAACAUCCGCCGGGGCAGCUGGCAUUUCCUCCUCCGGCUCCUCGGCUGCCACUUCGCUGGCCUCCUCCUCGUCCUUCAUCCCCCCCGGAGCCGCCUCGCACAACUCCCUCGACACGCAGAUCAGUCACCUGGUGCACAACUGCAUGGACAUCUCCCACCGGACCGUGGCUGAUCUGCUGCUCUGACCAAGCGUUGGCAUCAUGGCCCGAUCGCAUCUCAAUAGACCUUCCUCUGCCC
Molecule: messenger RNA, 8559 nt
Organism: Fonticula alba
Lineage: Eukaryota; Rotosphaerida; Fonticulaceae
Exons: 13
Coding region: 126-8507 (2793 amino acids)
Source: RefSeq, a predicted model, not a curated record